This is a messenger RNA of Pomacea canaliculata, 1009 nucleotides long. RefSeq names its product exosome complex component RRP42-like. NCBI's taxonomy places the organism in Eukaryota, Metazoa, Mollusca, Gastropoda, Architaenioglossa, Ampullariidae. Bases 103 to 975 code for a protein of 290 amino acids. Gene Ontology annotation, biological process: TRAMP-dependent tRNA surveillance pathway; nuclear mRNA surveillance; U4 snRNA 3'-end processing. The record is from RefSeq and is a predicted model, not a curated record. Gene Ontology annotation, cellular component: nuclear exosome (RNase complex); cytoplasmic exosome (RNase complex). The transcript is spliced from 8 exons.
GACGAUGACGAAGUGCACACUUCCGGUUUCUUCCACGUGCAUAGUCAAUAAGAUCCAAAAUUCUUUUUUUAAGGUCUUGUCUUUUAGGUUAAACUGUUGUCAAUGGCAGAUAUUAUUCUCAGUGAAGCAGAAAAAAUUUUCAUUGUUCACGGAAUUCAGGACAAUUUUCGUGAAGAUGGGCGCAGCUGCGAUGAUUAUCGUCAAAUGGAGCUAGAAACAGGACUCAUAUCCAACACCAGCGGUUCGGCGAGAUUACGCCUGGCAAACACAGAAAUCCUUGUUGGCAUCAAAGUGGAACUUGAGGAGCCCAAACCAGAAAAGCCAGAUACUGGCCGCCUUGAAUUCUUUGUUGAUUGCUCUGCAAAUGCAACUCCAGAAUUUGAAGGAAGAGGAGGGGAGGAUCUUGCAACAGAAAUUAUGAACUUCCUGUCACAUUCUUACAGCUCAGAGACAGUACUUGACUUGAAGUCUUUGUGUCUUGUGCCUUCUAAGCUUUGCUGGGUAUUUUAUGUUGAUGUAUUACUCCUAGAAUGUGGAGGAAAUCUUUUUGAUGCUGCAUCAAUUGCUGUGAAGGCUGCUCUGUUCAACACAAAAAUUCCAAAUGUAAGCAUCAGUCAGGAAAGUGAGGACACAGAGCUGAACGUGUCUGAUGAUCCCUAUGAUGUGAAGAGAAUUGAUGUGUCAAGGACACCGUGCAUCAUUACUCUAAGCAAGAUUGGACACUGUCAUGUAGUGGAUGCCAGUCAGAAGGAAGAGGCAUGCUGUCUGGCUAGACUCAUGAUGGCAGUCACAGCAGAAGGAAAUGUAACGGCAAUGGUAAAGGAGGGUUCAGGCAGCCUUGACCCAAGCAGCGUUAGUGACAUGAUGCAGUCUGGAAAGAAAAUUGGCCAGGAACUCAAUUACAAGUUGCUUGAAAAACUUAAAGAGGAAGAGCAAAAGGGGCUGAAAAGACAAACAGUUGGCUUUCUGAGAUAGCAAAUGUACAAAGAAAAUUGAUAACUUGUAAAUU